Messenger RNA from Phialemonium atrogriseum, 999 nucleotides. RefSeq lists its product as uncharacterized. The coding region runs from base 77 to 682 and encodes 201 amino acids. The transcript has 2 exons. NCBI's taxonomy places the organism in Eukaryota, Fungi, Ascomycota, Sordariomycetes, Cephalothecales, Cephalothecaceae. The record is from RefSeq and is a predicted model, not a curated record.
CUAAGGAAUCCACCCGGGCGGGAAAUGUUUGCAAAACCCCAAUUGUUGUUGCGACCAAUCCGAAUCCGAACCCACGAUGCCGUCGUCAACCUCUCCUCGGCUCAUCUCAAUCGACGUCCUCCUCCGUCGCACUACCAUCAUCUCCUUCCCGGCGGCCUUCAUCCUGCUCCUAAUCCAUGGCAUCUCGGCCCAGCUGGCUUUCCCGGCCCUGGGUCUGCUGCCCCUCGCGGCCUCGGCCUUCCUCGGCGUCUUCAUCCUCAACCGCGAUCGAGUCGCCGCUCUCGGCUCUCCCAUCCAGUCGCUGACCCCCUACAACAUCUUCGUCUCGGAUAUCGUCAUCGCCGCCUCCUUGCUGGCCUUCUUGAUCCCGAGCUGGAUCAUGCUGACGGAAUCCCACCCGCGGGGCCUGGUUGUUCUGGGGACGUAUGGGACCGUGUUCAUGAUGGUUGACUUUGCCAUUCAUGUGUACCUGGCUGGUAACCACUUUCUGCACCUCUUCGCCUUUCGGGCCUGCGAUUGCCCGCACUGCCGGAGUGGCUCGCUGCAGGGCCAGCCCGGACCCGACACGCUCGAGAUAACCAUUUCUAGUGACGACGCUGGAAUGGAAUUUGGCGACAGGGCCGUUGAGGCUGGAUGUAUGCGUGAGACGACCCCUAUGCUGUCUCGAGCGCAGAUGGUAUGAAGGAUUUAACCGGCUUGUGGGUUGUUGCCUCGGUAUCUGUGCUGGUUCUCGUUGUUGCGCCUGUGUUGUCAUGGUGCGUGCCGAUAGGCCGCUUUCUGCGCGUUGGCAAGCGUUGUAUUUUCACUUGUCGGUAGGAAAUACGUUGAACUUAUCCUUAUGGAAACCUGUCACAUUGCUCUUCUAAUCACAAGGAGUGUGAUCAGCAGAUGUCGGGACCCUGAACCAUUAGUUUGGUGGUCCAUGAGCCAUUCGAGACACAAGAGAGUGGAUUAGGCAGCUGUGAUAGAGAAGUGAGAAUAGGGUGGCAGAAUCUUGAC